AUGCAGCGCAACAGUACCGACCAGAGCGCCUUCAGCACCAUCUCCCAGCUGCGCGAUGACAUACGCAAGCCCUACCAGAUAGCGGACACAGAGCAGACAGAUACAACCUCCCCCAACAGCAGAACCAUCGACCGCCUGAAAGAGACGAGCGAUCCGUUUGUGCUUGGCAGGGAGAAGCUAAGUUCGCCUGAAGGCGGCUUAAUCGAAGUGGAAAACGCUGUCACCCGCGCAAAGGACACAGAGAUCGAGGUGGCCGCUUUGCGGGCGGAGAAGAUGCGCCUACAGGCGAUAGCAGACAGUCACCGCAGCAAAGCCGGCGCUACCGGAAGUGCUGCUGAGGCUGAAGCAUUUGUCGCCUACGCCAAGGAGCUGUCGGAGCUGCAUGACCAACUUGCACUCUCUCGCAUUGUCUUCAAGGCAGUUCUCGCGAAGAGCCUCGAGGACAUCCGCGACGAGCGGCUAGGUCAGCAGGACAGGCGGUUCAUCGAUCCCCAGUCAUGGGAAAUGAAGAAGGGCGUGCUGAAGCGCGCGCUGCAGUCACUCCGCAGCAAGACAGACCAGUUGUGUCUCUCGGCAGAGACGUACCUGGAUGCAGAUGAGGCGCUGUUCUUGGAUGUCAUGGGCCUGGCGACCGAGGCCGCCGAUCAUGUCCGUCGCGGUGAUGCUAUGCGCGAGGCGCGGGACGCAAAGCUGAAGGUGUUCUACGCCGAGUGCGCCAAGCUAACGGGGUGGUGCCGCCAGCAACUGACGAACCUGGAGGCGAUGCAGGAGCCUGAUCACAUACAAGAAUACUGUGCCACACUGGCGGACAACUACCCGACCAUGUCGAAUAACUUUGCCGUGCUGCUCGAUAGCGUGCACGAGUACGUUCGGGCAAACUUGGUUCCCGUGCACAAGGCACUGCUAGAGGCGGAGGAGGUGUGGCUCUACCUGCAGGUGUCGACCCUGGAGCGGCUAUCGAAGACUCUCUUCGAGAUCCAUCCCAAGUCACCUCUCGAUGUGGAGGUGAGGAAGUACAUGAGCUACCCGGAGCAUGCCGCGAAGUUCCUGGAGGACUUCGAGCGCUGCGUGGCCGCGCAGAGUAGCCAACAGGGCGAGGUUGGCGAGCUGGACACCAUUCAGAGAGAGUGCCAGGAGGUGCGUUACGAGCUCUGCGGUGAAUUUGCCGAGUUGCCCCGCGAGGUGCAGGCUUUUUCGCAACGGGCUCAGGCACUGCGGCUGGGCUAUCAGUGCUUCCGCGAAGCAGUGCUGCACCGUCUGACCUACGUGAGCCCGGUUGCGAACACCGUGUUAGAGUCGAAACGGCGCCAAGAUGAGUUCGACGACUGUGUGCGUGAGCUCAAGUCGUGGGCGGCAGAGGCUUCUCAUGGCGAGUCGUGGAGGGAUAUAUAUAGCAAAAUUGUAGAGAUCAAGCAAAUGAUCAAGAGCGAGCAGAGCUCCCUGGAGAAGAAGAGGGAGCGCGCGAUGACGUCGACCCGAAACUAG
Messenger RNA from Leishmania braziliensis MHOM/BR/75/M2904, 1485 nucleotides. RefSeq lists its product as hypothetical. Bases 1 to 1485 code for a protein of 494 amino acids. The transcript has a single exon. The record is from RefSeq and is a predicted model, not a curated record. Lineage: Eukaryota; Euglenozoa; Kinetoplastea; Trypanosomatida; Trypanosomatidae.